GGUGGUGCUGUCUGGCAGAUGCUGCUGUGCACUAACGUUACUUCCUGCUGCUCUCCGUGUGCUGGCAGUGGCAGAGGUGAGCCGCUGCUGCCUGCUGUUCACUCGGCUCCUGCUCUGCUCUACGCUGGUCUGGGAGAAAGUGGCCGACGGAUUAUCCAGCUCGGUAACGUUAGCUCGUUGGCUAACGGGUCAAGACCGCAACCGAGAAGAGCCAUGAAAAGCCGCCGGAGCCAGUGAAAGCUAUUCAGGGCUUAUUUCGGGACUUUAAUGUACGGAAAUAUACAAAGAAGGAGGUUCGCGGAUCAUGCCGUCGCCCCCAACGGGAACUUUUCUCUAGAAUUUCCACUUGGGAAAGGCUAGUUUAGGGGCUAAGCGAGGCUACAAACUAUUUUUAAUUGGCUUUGGGCUCAAUGGCUCCUGCUUGUUUUUCCCUGUCAUAGCGACAGUUUGGGAAAUUAAAACAGGGAGAGGCCCUGUGAACUUCAUGACAAACCAAAGCCCGGUUUUGAAGCGUAACUUCGGAAGACUAGACUGACAAGGGACCGAAAAUGAAGAAGCAGUUCAAUCGGAUGAAGCAGCUCGCCAAUCAAACAGUUGGCAGAGCGGAGAAAACAGAAGUCCUCAGUGAUGACCUCUUACAGAUUGAACGGCGCAUGGAGUUGGUGCGCGUGGUGUCCCACAACACACACAAGAGGAUGGUGUCAUGUCUACAGGGACACAUCGGCGCAGACGCAGAGAAGAGACAUUCCGUACCACGCCUCUAUACAGGAAAUGGUCAGAAAAAGCUUCCUCUGACUGCACUAUCCCAGGCAAUGGUGGAAGGCGGAAACCAAUUGGGAGAAGACUCCUUGAUUGGCAAGAUGAUGGAAGUGUGCGGUGAGGCAGAGAAUCGCCUGGCAUCAGAAUUGAUGCAACAUGAGCUGCAGAUAGAGAAAGAUGUUCUGGAUCCCCUCAGCCAAUUAGCUGAGGUGGACAUUCCCAACAUCCUGAAGCAGAGGAAACAGCUGGCCAAAUUGGUGCUGGACUAUGAUUCUGCCAGAGCAAGAUGGUUGCAGGCAACCAAGUCAAUAAUCUCAGGAACAAACACUCAAGCACUGACGGCCAAGGCUGACCUACUCAAGGAGGAGAUGGAUGAAGCCAUGAACAAAGUGGAGCUUUGCAAGGAUCAACUUGCUGCAGACAUGUACAGUUUUUUCUCAAAAGAAGGGGACUAUGCCCGCUUUUUCGUAACCCUCUUAGAAGCUCAAGCUGAUUACCACAGAAAGUCUCUCACUGUUCUGGAAAAUGUCUUGCCAACCAUCCAGGAUCAGCAAGACUCGUGGACAGAGAAACCUGCAUUUGGCACUGGGCUGGAUGAACACCUGAAAAGGAGUGGAAGGGAGAUCGCCCUGCCACUAGAAGCCUGCAUCAUGAUGCUCCUAGAGACUGGCAUGAAGGAAGAGGGUCUAUUCAGAAUCGCAGCAGGUGCGUCCAAGCUAAAGAAGCUAAAGGCAGCGCUGGACUGUUCCACUUCCCAACUGGAGGAGUUCUACUCUGACCCCCAUGCUGUCGCUGGAGCACUUAAGUCCUACCUGAGGGAACUCCCUGAACCUCUAAUGUCUUACCAGCUUUAUGAUGAAUGGAUCCAAGCAUCCAGUGUGUCAGACCCAGACAAGAGGCUCCAGGCCCUCUGGGUUGUAUGUGAUAAGCUACCAAAGAACAACAAAACCAACCUGAGGUAUCUGGUCAAAUUUCUAACCAAACUGGCUCAGGACAGCGAGGUCAACAAAAUGACUCCUAGCAACAUCGCUAUCGUCCUGGGACCCAACCUGAUGUGGGCCAAGACUGAGGGGAGUCUGGCUGAGAUGGCUGCAGCUACCUCUGUGCACGUGGUGGCCAUCGUGGAGCCCAUCAUCCAGCAUGCUGACUGGUUCUUUCCUGAGGAUGUGGAGUUCAAUGUGUCCGGCAUGUUUGCGAUGCCUACACCUGCAUCCAACCACAACAAUCACCUUGAUUACGACUGCAGCACCAUUGAGAGGAAGAGGCCUGGCAGCAUGGUCGGACCAGAGAACGACACGACGCGCAAAGACAACACCCCUAACAAGCACUCGGACCACACCCUUCGUAGAGGCAGUAACACCUUAGGUAGAAAGCAGCACACUUCGCCUGCCUUCCAGCCUCCUUUACCCCCUGUGGAGGCUCCGGGGCAGGGGCACGGGGCUGCGCAGGUCCCCCAGCCCUCAGCUGAGCCCCAGCCGCAAGCUCCAUCAGGGGGCCCGGGGCCUGACGCUGCCCAGCAAAGCUUGGCACAGAGUCUGGCUGCUCUGGCAGCCGCUCAGCAGCUUCUAGCCCAGCACACAGAGGAGCUGAGCAACCCAAAGCUACGUGACUCUACACCGGCCCCGACCCCUCUGCUCCAGAGGAAUGGCUCCGGAGGAGGGGCCCCCGCUGCGGGGCAACUGGGCGCUGGGUCCCCCGGGGCUGGAUCCAUGGGGCCCAGUCCGCAUAUGAUGCGCAGAGGUACCAAGAAGCAGGCUCCUGCCCCUCCCAAACCGAUGAACCCUCCCCCCAGCCAGCCCUGUAACUCCUCGUCCCAGUCCCUCAGCCCCUCCCCAAGACCCCUGUCCAGCCACUCGCCCACCUCGCCCACCUCUCCCACGUCACAGCCGUGUGCCACACCCAGACGCUACUCCAGCAACCAGCCCCCGAUCCAGGCGCCCAGCCACCCCCCUCCGGAGCCUCCGUCGCAGGCCAGCCCUCCGCCACAGCCCGCCCCCCCGGGCCAGCAGAGCGCCGAGCCCUCGCCUCCAGGCACCCCGACCCCUCCAGACACCCCUCCGCCCUCCGCUGCCACCCAGGAUGUAGCUCCUCCCUCCCCGUCUCCCUACCAGUCGGGCUCCCUCCCCCGGCCGCGACCCGUCCCCAAGCCCCGGAACAGGCCCAGCAUCCCACCCCCACCGCAGCCCACCGCCCUGGCCGCUGACAGCAACGGGAUCUGCCCGGCAGCGUACAAGAUGAUGGACCCGGCGAUGUCUUUCAAAGGGCUGAGUCGAGCUUUGGUCCCUGAGCUCGCUGUAGAACAGCAGCAGCCGGCGGCGGCCUCCUGCCUGCUUCCUCUCAAAGACUGUGACCUGGACACGGAGAGCACUGUCCUAUAGGGAGGAGAACACCACCACCACAUACCCCCCCC
Molecule: messenger RNA, 3169 nt
Organism: Perca flavescens (yellow perch)
Lineage: Eukaryota; Metazoa; Chordata; Actinopteri; Perciformes; Percidae
Gene: arhgap17a
Product: Rho GTPase activating protein 17a
Exons: 21
Coding region: 549-3137 (862 amino acids)
Biological process (GO): regulation of Rac protein signal transduction; positive regulation of GTPase activity; signal transduction
Cellular component (GO): intracellular anatomical structure; cytoplasm; cytosol
Molecular function (GO): protein binding; GTPase activator activity
Source: RefSeq, a predicted model, not a curated record